Molecule: messenger RNA, 1124 nt
Organism: Trichobilharzia regenti
Lineage: Eukaryota; Metazoa; Platyhelminthes; Trematoda; Strigeidida; Schistosomatidae
Source: the annotation of a GenBank genome assembly
AUGGUGGUAAAAGUGUACAUUAGCACACUGUCUGGAAAUCUGAAGGUGAAGAAGGAACAGGCUUUAAUACUGUCACUGUUAAGUUCUAAAAAGGUUGAGUUUGAAGAAGUCGAUCUAUCAGAUGCUUCGAGGGAGUCAGAAAAACUUACGUUGUUUGAAGAGUUAAAGAAAAAAGAGAAAUCACUUGUUCCACCACAUAUUUUUCAGGAUGAGGAGUACCUUGGAGGUUAUGAAGAAUUUUACGAGGCUUUGGAAAUGGAGGAACUUGAAUCAUUCCUAAAGCUCCCUGGCGACAAACCUAAACCGUUUAGAGCGUUAGUAAAUGACAAUGACGGUGAGGAUGAAAAUGGUGAUGCAGAUUCUGAAAGUGAAAAGUCUGAGAAAUCUACCAGUGACAAGUCUGACGUGUCUGCAGCAAAAGGUAAUGCCACUUCAGAGGAUGAAAAUCACAGCGAUAAGGAAGAACCAGGUGAGAAAAAUGACAAGGAAAACGAAGUCGAAGGCAAGGAAACCUCCAAUGCUCCAGAGAAUGCAAAGGAUGUUGAAAACCCAGAGAUUGAAACUGCCGAAGAGAGUGAAUGCGUAAAACAAGAAUCAGCAACAGUUGAAAGUGAAGCAAAGAAUGCAGAGCACUCUGAUGAAGAAAGUUCGGAAGACUCGUCCGAGGAAUCUAAAAGUAAGGGGUCAGAGACAGAGUCUGACAGUGGCUCAUCAGCUAGUGUGCAUAAGUCUUCUGAAGAUUCGUCAUCUGCGGGCUCAAAGACCAAACAGUCUGUAAUGAAGUCUGAUAGCGAUUCGUCAAAGUCAUCAGAAAGCAAGGAACCAGAUGUUAAGAAGCAGAGUGAAGAAGUACUGUCAAAAGACACAAAGGCGAAAGAGUCCGAAACGGAGUCCGAUGAUGACUCAUCAGAAUCAUCAGAAGGCGAAAACGCAGACGCUAAAAAAGAAAGUGAAAAAUCAAAAUCGAAAGAUUCGACCUCCAGCGAGUCUGAAUCAAAUUCUGAUGAGUCUCAAUAAAUAAUUUUGUUUCAUUUUGAUACAAAGAUGGUAGUGCAUCAGUAGUUGGUGCAUAAUUUAUUGAUGUUUUAUGUAUGUUCUCAUUCUCCUAAAAUCGUUUUGAUUGC